AUGAAGAAAAUUUCUAUUUCUGCUACCGUUCAACGAGUCAAACGUAAACAAAUCGUUGAAUAUAAUCAAAACUUGCAUACAAUUUCAACAAAUGAUAAGAUUCAAAACACAUCAAAUACUACGACGACUAUAUCUGGUGUUCAUUCAUUUUCACAUAAAUUUCUAAACGAUAAUCAUCGCCUUGUUGUUAAAAAGCAAUCAACAAAUGCCUGGUUAGAUGAAAAGGGUUUGACAAACGAUUAUCAUAAAUCAUUAAAAAAGAAAAUGAAGAAGAACUGUUCAAUUCAACGAAUUCUUGUGGCUACGCUUCUUACCGUACUUAUUUGUAUUGUGAUCACUGUGGUGUUAUUUUAUAUACUGUUUAAAUCGAAAAAGCAAACAAAACCUGCGUCUGAUUUUAUACCCAUAUUACGUUGGAAUAGCACGGGAAUUACAGUUGCUGGUAUUGUUAAUACACCUGGUAAUGCUAGUAAUCUAUUGAAUCAACCCACAGAUAUAGUAUUAAUUCAUCCGAAUCUUCUCUAUAUUGCUGAUUAUGGUAAUCAUCGGAUACAAAAGUAUCAGCUCGGUAAUUCGAAUGGUACGACUGUAGCUGAUGAAGCAUAUGGAUCAGGAGGUUCAUUGUCUAAUCAAUUAAAAAAUCCAUCAUGUAUACAUAUUGAUUCAUCAAAUGGUAUCUAUAUAUCUGAUUCAGGAAAUAAUCGUGUUCAAUAUUGGGGCAAUAAUAUGCUGACGGGAAUUACAGUUGCAGGCAAUUCUGCAGGUAUGUCCGAUAGUACAAAUGAUACAUUUAAUGAUCCUGUGGGUCUUACACGUAAUGAAACAACUGGUACACUUUAUAUUGCUGAUUUCGGUAAUAAUCGUGUUAUGAGUUAUCUAUUGAAUGCAUCAUCGGGAACACUCGCUGCUGGUACUGGCACGUUUGGUACAGGACCUACCAGAGACCGGCGGGACGAACGAUUUGUCCCGUCCCGUCCCAGGACGGGACGGGACGAAAAAUUUAAGACUCGCCGCGGGACGGGACAAAGCUUUAUUUCGACUUGUCCCGCGAUCAAUCUUUUCAAUUGUUUAAAUAUUGACAUGGACAAUGAUAUCAUUUUCGUCGACAACAAUCAAAACUCUUCCUUUUCUACAGAUAUUCAUACGAGUACUGAAAAUUCACCAUCAACAUCAUCUCGAAACAGUUUAUCUAUUUUGUCGUGGUCUCCAUCCAAUCAAUCUAAUGAAUAUACAUGCAAGAAAAUCGAGAUGUUAAUGAAACAAAAUGGUAAACAAUAUAUCGUUGUUGAUAAUACAAAGGUGCAUUCAUCAAAAUGUUGGGACUUAUUUGGUUUUCCAGCAAUUAUCGAAUCAGAUGGUGAAACGCCAAAGAUUAUUGAGAAAUUUGUUACAUGUCGACAAUGUUAUAUGACGUAUUCUUUCAAUUCGAAUAGCACUCGUUUAUUGAACAAUCAUAUUUGUAAAAAGCCACAUCGUGCUCGAUCUUCUUCUGCUUCAAUGGCACCAAAUUCAUCUUCAAGUUGUCAUCAAACAACACUUGCAUCUUAUACAGCAGCUGGUGGUGUGAAACUUAGUGAUGGUCACAUGAAACGAAUGAAAGAUCUUCAAGCUAAUUGGAUUUGCAAGGAUAUACGACCAUUUGCCAUAAUUGAAGAUGAUGGUUUUCGUGAAAUAGCACAAGAGUUAGUUUCAUUAGGAGCUAAGUAUGGAAAUAUUGAAGUUGGACGUGUUUUACGAAGUUCAAAAAUCAUCGGUUUACAUAUUCAAGAGCUGGCGCAAAGCCAUAGAGAAAAAGUGCGUUUACAAUUCGUUGAGCCUGUCGAAAAACAAUCAUUGGUUAUAUGUCCUGAUUUGUGGAGUGAUGCUCAUCGUCAAAUUUCUUAUCUGGGAAUCACGGCUUCGUUUGUCACGUCAGAUUAUGAACUUCGUACGAUUGAUCUAUGUUGUUCACCUUACCGUGAAACAAAUAAAACUGCUGAAUCAAUUAUUCACGCACUACGUUAUGCUCUUGCUCCUUUUGGUCUUGAUAAUCUUCAUCUAUUAACAUUUGUUAGUGAUCGAGGAUCAAAUUUCGUCAAAGCGUUAAAACCAUAUCGAUCCUUCUUCUGUCUUGCGCAUCGAUUAAAUAAUAUCCUCAAGCGUGCUUUUUAUCAGAACAAUUUGAAUAAAAAUAAGUACAAUUCCAAUGUAUCAAAUCAAGUCAAUCAGAGUGUUGUAGGAGAAGAAAGUGAUGGUGAUGGAAGUGACGAUGAUGAUGAUGAAUCUUCGUAUUCAAAAGCAGCAGAUGAGGGAAUUCCUGAAGAUGCCUUAAACGUUUUAAAGACAAUUAUUGAAUGUAAAAACCUGAAUGGAAUAAAUCAGAAAAUAAAAGAAGCAGGUGGUUAUGCAUUAAAACAAUCGACAAAUGUUCGAUGGUUGUCAUUAAUUGAACUUCUCGAAUCAAUUGAAAAAUCGUCAAAUAUUAUUGGGAGGGUAUUGCUGGGAAAAAAGAAAUUUAAUAUCAAUAUGGAUAUUGUUCGUUCAUUAGUUCGUCUCCUUCGUCCAUUUAAAUUUAUCAUUCAAAUCAUUCAAAAAGGUUGUGAACCAUCCUUUCACUGCGUUCUCAUAUCUCUUCUUACUCUUCGUGCUUCUUUGGAAUCAAUGUCAUCUUUGAUUGCUUACGAAAAAUCUCAUAAUGUUAACGGUGGUGAUUCUGAUGAGGAUGAUGACGAUUUUGAAUCGGAUGGAAUGUUAUUUUUUCGCACACGAAUUAACCAUCUUUUGGAAACGAUGAUCGAACUGAAGGUAGAACAUUUUGCUGCGGCAAUGUUGCAUCCACGUUAUAGACAUUUAAAAGCAUGCACAAGUCAAGAAAUAAAAAAGUGCAAAGAGUAUAUUCAAAAAGAAAUGCGUUCAGUUUCAUAUCAAAUGAAAAACGAUUCUUCCAUUUCAUCCACAUCGACUAAUGAUCCAAAAUUACCACCGAAGAAGAAACAGAAACGUUUUGGCCAUCAAUUUGAAUCCGGAAAUAUUUCUGAUGAAUAUGACGAUCGAGAAGAAGAAGAACGACUCGAUAAAUAUCUUUCUAUGCGUCUCGAUCUUGAAAAGAUUCAAGAUGAUCCGUUAAUAUUUUGGAAACAACAUGAUAAAACGUUUCCAACUCUGUCCGUUCUUGCUCGUCGUCUUCAUUCAAUUCCUGCAACAACUGCUUCAGUGGAACGAAGUUUUAGUGGUGGUGGACAAAUAGUUAAUGAACGUCGAACGAACCUUUCUCCAUCUCAAGUAGAUAAUAUUUUAUUUAUUCGUUCAAUUCUAUCAAAUGGUUAUCAUGUUAUGAACUGA
Adineta ricciae is the source of this 3321-nucleotide messenger RNA. The record is from the annotation of a GenBank genome assembly. NCBI's taxonomy places the organism in Eukaryota, Metazoa, Rotifera, Eurotatoria, Adinetida, Adinetidae.